AUGCUGCCACCACGGUGUCACACCAGCCCCAAGCCUUGGGGACAGCAGCUGGGGAGGUUCCCAGCCCCACCCGUGCCAGAACGCCUGGCAGCGCUGGAGGGCAGGGUGCCAGUGCCGCCCCAGGCACCCCACGGCGCAGGGAGCCCCGUUCGGGCCGGGCCGGGCGGGCGGGAGCUGGCCCGGGAGCAGCCGCUGGGGCUGUCCGCGGAAGGUGCUGCAGGGCAGCGGGGAGCCAGCGUGGGCAGCCCUGCCUGCCAGCCUCCUGCCCCCUGCCCGCCAGCCCCUUGCACCCUGCCAUCCCCUGCCUGGAGCCCCCUGCCCCCUGCCAGCCCCUGCCCCUCCGCCUCCACGCACCUGGCCCGGUACCCCCGCGGUGGCUCCGGCGGCUCCCGGCCCAGCCCGGCCCGGCCCGCGCAGGGUGCCCGAGUGCCCGCGGGUGCCCGCACGGAGGCUCGGUCCCGCGAGUGUCCCCCACCCCCGCCACAGCGCCACGCUCACCCACCGCCCCCGCGGGGCCGCUCCGUCGCGCAGCGCUCCGAGCCGCUCCGUGCCGAGCCGUGCCGGGCGCAGGCGGUGCCGGCGCGCACCGGCCCCCGGCGCUCCCGCCCCUUUAUGGAGGGCGGCCCGGAGCUCGGUCCGGGGGGAGCGGAGCGGCGCGGCCCCCGCCCAGCCCGGCCUCCCAAAGGGCUUUUCCCACCCGCUGCCCUGAGAGGGAAGCACGGAAGGAAAGCGGCUCCUCGGGCUCUUCCCGCUGGAGCACCACCCGGGCUGCCCCGCGGCCGCACGGCGUGCAGCGGCUCCGGGAUGGGCGUGAAGCCGGAGGGGGCUGGACACCCGGGAACGGCUGCUGCUGGAUUUGCCACCGAGACCUCCGUGAGGGGCUGA
This is a messenger RNA of Passer montanus (Eurasian tree sparrow), 885 nucleotides long. RefSeq names its product basic proline-rich protein-like. Lineage: Eukaryota; Metazoa; Chordata; Aves; Passeriformes; Passeridae. The record is from RefSeq and is a predicted model, not a curated record. The transcript is spliced from 2 exons. The coding region runs from base 1 to 885 and encodes 294 amino acids.